AUGGAUUUAGCUGUAUCUAGGGAGGAUUCCGAGGUGCUGUUGAAGGACCGUAACGUUCUGGGUCCGCAGGUGGUCGAUAAGUACCGUGCAGCUGGGCAAGUUUGUCAAACUGCAUUGCAAUAUGUGGCUGGGUUGAUCGACGAUUCGUAUCACAAGGGUCAAGCAGAGCGUUUACCCACGAUCAGUGAAUUGUGCUUGCUUGGGGAUGCGUUUGUCAUGCGCAGAUUGGAACAAUGGUACGCUAAUAAGGUUAAUGAACGAGGUAUCGCACAACCAAUGACCAUCGAUGUGGAUCAAAUAGCCUCUGGCUGGAGUCCCGAGAUUGAUGAUCAGGAAAACAUCAAGGCGUGGAACAAGAAUGCAGAUGGAUCUUUUGCCUCCAGUAUUGAAGGGAUUUUGAGACCGGGAGAUCUGGUCAAGAUAUCGCUCGGUGUGCAUAUCGAUGGUUAUACUUGUCAAUUGUCACACACACUUGUUAUUUAUCCACCAGAGGCCAAUGGCCCAUUGCUUGGUGGGAAGGCAGAUGCUGUUGCAGCCGGACACAUCGCUAUGGAAUCUGUGGUUGCACUGUUAGCAUGUGCUUUGACUCCAGAAAAAUUACCAGCUUCAUUGGGCUCCAAAGAGGUCACAGGUAGUACCAUUAGAACUGUCGUUGACACAAUUGCUCGUGGCUAUAACUGUUGUGUCUUGCCCGGUUCGCGUGUGCGUAGAGUCAGAAGAUUCUUGGCUGGUCAAAAUGAGGGUAUCGUCGCUGAACGUGAGUACAAGGGUGUUGCAUGGACAGAAUCUCACCAGGAGGCUCAAUUACUUGCCCUAGUGGAUCACAAACAGGAAUUGACUGUGGCUAGACGUACUACACAGGCUCACACUUCAGCUGUUCCUUCGGAUGAUUUUGUCGUCAUGCCCGGUGAAGUGUACUUGAUUGAUUUGAAGAUGUGUUCAUUGAAAGAAUGUUCUAAGAAAGGUCUUGUCACUUUAGAACCGGUUGAUUCUUUCACUGGUAAGUCACACCGUGGUGAUAGAGUUGUCGCUAGAGCCGGAGCUUACGUUAGAGAUUUUGCCCAGUCGCAUCAUUUGAAAUUGAAGACUUCCAGACAUUUAUUGAGUAGCAUCGACAAGCAAGGUGUUUAUCCAUUCAAGCUUGCCCAUUUGUCAUCACAGAUGCCUGUUAAUGGCUUAGACGAUGAAGAAUUAAAUGCUUUGAAACAGGAUUUGAAAUCUUACAGACUUGGUAUGAGUGAAAUCUCUAACAACUACUUAUGUGUCGAUGUACCCACACAAGUCUGUAAAUGGGUCCCAUGGGAUCACAUCUUAAAAUCCACCAACUCUAACGGUAACUUGAGUUACGAUGCUACCGCUACGUUGACUUUGCCUGGUCAUGAACUGCCGUUGCCCAAGCUAGGUAUUUCUGCAUUGAAAUUGAAAUCUUUGUUAAACUCCACAAACGAGACCAAGGCCCUACCAGUGGCUCGUGAGUGUUCUACAGUGGUUCUAUGUGAUACAGACGUUAGCACUGGUGACAGACCAGAAUUGUUAAGAUUAACCGGUGGUUCGAAAACCUGCCAUCCAAGUUGGAUUCAUUCAGAAUACGAAUUGGACAAUACAAACUCAAUCGUUCAGGGUAUCUUCCAGCUGUCGGCAUUGACCAAGGAUCACAGAUUCGGUCUCCUAUUGAAGGAGACUCAACCGAUGAAGUUUGCUCGUGACGAAUCGAUGCAGAUGUAA
Messenger RNA from Torulaspora delbrueckii, 1725 nucleotides. It is a transcript of the gene ARX1, whose product is annotated as putative hydrolase. The transcript has a single exon. Bases 1 to 1725 code for a protein of 574 amino acids. The record is from RefSeq and is a predicted model, not a curated record. Lineage: Eukaryota; Fungi; Ascomycota; Saccharomycetes; Saccharomycetales; Saccharomycetaceae.